Dermacentor andersoni is the source of this 5643-nucleotide messenger RNA. NCBI's taxonomy places the organism in Eukaryota, Metazoa, Arthropoda, Arachnida, Ixodida, Ixodidae. The record is from RefSeq and is a predicted model, not a curated record.
GGAUGAAUUAUGACCAGCGCGGGAAUACUUCGUUCAUAAGAGGUUUGAGCAACUAGCAAUGAUGUGGCUGUCACUUGUCAGCAGCACAAACUGGCGUGUCCAAGCCAGAGACGCGCUCAGUCAACACCUCCUAUAUACUCAAGGCCUGCUCCCAGAAUUUUGACGUCACGACCAAGCGGCUGAGUCAAGAGCGCAGCUCCUGCGGCAGCGACAUCACCCGGCUUGCUCUCUCUGCGGUCAUUUCGCUUGGCUGUUAGGCUUCGUUGCUGCCGCUGAAAACGUGGUGUCUUUUUCGUGUGUGUGGCACCGUUCGUGUGUCUUGUGCUGCGCUUGUUAUUCGGCCGUACCGUCUACUGUGGAUAUUUGUUCAAGUCGUCGUGUCACGUAUGAUGCCGAACAAGUCCCGGGAUGCACUGGCAAUUACGACACCGGGAAAAAAGUACAAGUCUUUUCUUUCCCCAAAGACGAAGACACGCGAAAGAAGUGGAUGCGGGCCAUUCCACGAAAGGAUUUCGCACCAACUGCAUAUAAUAAGGUAUGCGCUGAUCAUUUCGAACCGAAAUGCAUCGAGAAUACGACGGCAUACACCGACUCGAGAACGGGAAAGGUGAUAGAAGUGUCAUUGCCUGUGCCCCGUUUGCGACCGGGAUCGCUCCCGACUAUAUUUCCCGGCUGUCCUUCGUACCUUUGGAAGGUACAACAGACAUUAAGAGAGGUGCCCGAUGUCAAAAGGAGCCGGGGAGAAGCCUCUCAGCUUUCUCGUGCCCUUGAGGAUUCCCUUGCUUCAUAUGCAGAGGAAAAGAAAAAGAACUGUUUUUCAACAUUCCAAGAGAUGAAAAUGUCUUCAAUGCCAGAACCUUGGACAGUCAUAUAUGGGAAAGGGUGUGUAAUAUUCCUCAACGAUGUAAACCAAAAUGAACCGUUCCUGAAAGCCUCUGUGACUGUGUUUGAGGACCUGCACGUUAGUGCAUGCUUUCAAGGCGCUUCAGUGAGGAGACUUGGGAACAGUGUUGUGCCUGAAAGUGUUCAUGAAAUUAGUUUACUUCUAUUUAUUUUGGAAAACCUGUGCAUGCUUACUAAUAAAAACCGAAGUUGCGAGCACUUGUUGGCUGUCAUGAAUGAACUUCUUGGGAAAGCUGAAAGUAGUAUAGCACACCACAAAAAAGAGAGUGUAAAAUUUUUGAAGGACCAACCGUUGUUGCUCAGUUCAAAUCGCAAAGAGUAUAGCGCACAGCCGAUGGUGUAUGCUUGCAUUUUGUACACAAUUUCAGCUCAUGCUUACAAGUUUUUAAGGAGCACGAGCAAACUGACCUUGCCUCAUCCAAGCACUAUAAGGAAGGUAUGCUCCUCCUUUCAAAUGUCUCCUGAAGCAGAGGCCUCAGAUAGUACAUUUCUGCAAUAUGUUGCCCACAGGUUCAAGCAGCUGAAACCCCAUAAUACCAUGUGAUCCUGAUGCUGGACGAAAUACACAUCAAGCCAUGACUUGAUUACAAGGGAGGCAGCAUUUGUGGUGCGGCGGUCAAUUCAUGUGAAGCUGCAACAUCAGCUCAUGUAUUCAUGAUACAGAGUCUCGUUAGUUCGUUCAAAGAAGUGGCACAUAUCCUUCCCGUAAAGACACUGAAUGCUGACCAACUUCAUAACAUUCUGAAGAAAAUCAUACUACGCUUGGAGGAUAUAGGUUACAAAGUUGUGGCAGUUGUCGCCGACAACAAUUCGCUUAACAGAAAGACCAUGAUGAUGUUUUCACAACCGCAUAAAUUAAGAAUUGUUUACCCACAUCAAGCAGAUCCUUCACGACCACUUUUUUAUGUGGUUGAUGCUGUGCACCUGUUGAAGAGCAUACGAAAUAAUUGGAUAAAUCAAAAAAAUCCAGGCACGUGCUUGUUUUACCCUCAUUUUGACCUUUCGAAAAACAGCGUACAUCCAGAUUCCAUCCAUUGCGCAUCAUUCAAAGAUGUAAGAGAGCUGUAGAAGCAAGAAGCGACAGAACUUUUGGAGACUGGGUAUAGAUUAACCUCAAGAGCACUCAAUCCAAGCGAUUUGGAGCGCAAAAACGUGAAGCUGGCGUUACAGGUUUUCAAUUCAUUUGUAGCAGAUGGCCUGAGAGCUAACAAAAAUGCACCAGCCUUAUAUCAUGCAGAAUCCACAGCAGAUUUCAUCAUGAUUAUUGUUAGAUGGUGGAGCAUUGUUAACGUAAAAACGCAUUUGAAGGGCAUCCAACACCGUGACAUAUUUGAGCAACCAGUCUCACAAGCUGAAAAUGAUCCUAGAAUUCUUUUCCUUAAUUCCAUGAUAACGUGGCUGGAUAUUUGGGAAUUCCUGAAGCAUGAUGCUGGAGUCCUUACGAAAGAAACACUCACUGCAUUGAGGCUGUCUGUGUACUCUAUUUCGGAGUUUGCAAAAUACUGCUUGCAGGAGCUUGGCCACAGGUAUGUCUUGCUUGGAAAAAUUCAGACAGACUGCCUGGAGAACCGCUUUGGGCAAUAUAGGCAGCUAGCAGCAGCCAAUACCAUAUAUCUGUGCGGCAGCUAUAUGAAAGUGAGGGACGAACCCGUCUGCAGAACACUCUGCCUGUAAUCGCUGAUGAGGACUUGCAGAACAUUGAAAUUAGCACCGCGAGCAGCACGCAGACCACUUUCUCGAUUUCUGUUACCGAGAGUGACCUGAAUGGUAUAAGCUCCCGCAUGGCUGUCAUUACCUAUGUUGCUGGACACUGUGUGCAUGCAGCAUUGAAAAAACUCAAAUGUGACAGUUGCAGGGAAAAUUUGGUCACUGCUAGAGAGCAGACGGAAACGGAGGAUAAUGAUUAUGAUGGCAUGCAUUCAUUAAUCAGGCACUUAGAUCGAGGCGGUUUGAAAUUUCCCUCACCAUUUGUUGUCACUACUGUUGCAUGCAGAUGUGAUUGUGAAGAAGCUUACUGAGAAAAAAUAUUGUACAGAGUUCCUCAGCAGUUCCGACCAAAGGAAGCUUGUCAGGACACUCAUCGUUGAAUCUUUGCCAGAAUAUGAUGAAAUAAUACCAUGCAUCACAGGGCAUACUUAUGAGCAGUUAGCCAGUUUGCUAGCAAACUGUGCGGCUAACAUACUUUUGAACAACCUUUGCAAGCAGAGUAAUGACCUAGCACGUGUUGCAAAAGAAGAGAGCGCACAAAGAAGGAAAGCUCGUAUCUUCACUAAAAAUAAAUAUUGGCAUUUCACUCUCUUGCAAAGCUAAAUUGCAUAUUUGAUGAAUUUUUGGGUGGUAAAACAAUCAUUGUGAAUUUUGUCAACUUAUUCAUUUUCUGACUUAUGCCUGUGUGAUCUGUAUUCUAUGCUGCGGACGGCAACUAAAAGCAAUGCUUACUGUGUACAUUCGAGACCUGUCAUACUUUACUGUAUACGGACUUUUUUUUCUGUUACAGGAAUUUAGGCAUACUAUGUGAACCCUACUAUGCUGGGGUAUAGUGUUUAAGGAUUGAGCGCAUUUGACUGCGCUUUGACGAACUGAUAACUGCACAUCAUGCAUUAAAGAAUCGCUUUGUAUCUAAUUUAUGUUAUGACACGUGAAUGUUUUUGAUAUGUGCAGAUCCCUGCUCCCUAUCUGGGCGGCCUUGUAUGUAUGACUUCAUGCAGCAAUUUGAAUUGCGUCUGAUAUAGGGCAGCAUUACAUUUUGGGGCACUCAUUCUUUGGCGCUUAAUUUGUAAACUGUGCCCUUUUGAAUGCACAUGUUGUAUUAUGUUGACGUUAUUAUGACUACAGCAUUGUGAAUACUCAGAAUAAACGCUGCGCAAUGCGGUUGUCAUAUGAGUGUAUUUUAACGAAUGGGCUGAUUAUUCUGUUAGUUCACAUGGGUCUUGUUGAAACACCUUGGCGAAAGACCGAGCAAGUAGCGCACGUCGCCUUAAUGCUGUGAAUAGGCUCGACAGCUUUCGCAACUGAAUAUCCCGGCCCCACUCAGGCUCCCCCUGUGCAAUUGUUAAUUGCUAUUUAUCUAAUGCUAGCGCGGAACAGAACAGGGAGUCUGAAUUGCUUUUAAAACGAAAGAACAGCCAAGAAACCGAGCGGUAUCACGCACUCAACGCAUGAGUCGCAACGCGGCGCGCUCGAGAAGGGCCGGAGGGAGCCAGCGUGAGGCGCUGGCCUUGACAAGUAUAGGAGGUGUUGGCUCAGUGCGAUGAUCCGGCCAUCUCCUGUCAGAGUACGAUAGGAGUCGGUGAAAAGGGCAACCUACCUCCGGAUUGGUGGUACCUGAUGUCAUCGGUCUCCUGACACCGGAUUGGUGGGACCUGAUGUCAUCGGCCUCCUGACGCUGAAUUGGGGGAAGUGACUAAACAACGAUCACGCAAGGCAUACAAGGAGCUACGGACGGCGGGAGUGAUCAGCGACUACCACUUCAUCAUCAACUUUUCUGUAUUACUUUGUAUUUUUGUCCUACUUACGUAAAUGUAUACGUGUUUGUUCAGCGUCCUGAAUAUCGGACCCAGCCUCACGUUCAGUCAAUCCUCCACGAGGAAAGUGGAUCCCACGUCUUCGAACCCAGGUCGCAACACUAGGCUCAGCUGAGAGAUCAACAGUUGCGUGCGGUUCUUCAAUAUUCGCCGCAUCCGCAUUACCACCACUAUGCCGCAAGGUGCACGCAUCUUGUACAUGGGCGCUAUAUAAUAGGUACUAACAGCAAAAUUAGGGAAUUACCAGCCCUGCGGCUUUGCCACGAUUACAUUGAGAGUAUACACUAGGCAUUUCUAGUACAAUUAGCCCAUGUUAAAUUUCGUUGCAGUAGACCUUUAAAGUGCGCUCAUUCCCUGUUAUUGCUCACAGUUUAUGACCAAACGCUAUAUUGCCGCAAUAUCCAUCUUUCGACUCUCAUAAUCACUACUCACCCAGUUCGAAACUUAGGCGCAGGAUUUUUAGCAAUAGCACCACGCAUCCUAAAUUUCACUUUUCUAGUACUGACAACUGACAAAUUCGAGCGAACCUAGGGCCGCCGCGGCGAUGCAAUGAAUACCACGCAUUUCGCGCUGAACGGGCACACUAUAAAAAAAAUCACGGAGGUUAUCGAAAGAGCACGAAGUUCUCCUUGGCAAUUCGGCGUCGUGAUUAAGGCGGCCUGAAAGUCGCCUUCCUUGAUGAAGCUGCCUACGGCUGUCCGUUAAGUACUUUUUUUAUUGUGCUGUAAAAUUUCACAGCAUAAGCUUGCGUCAAUGAUUUGCUUAGUCCCGGCCAAUACAGAAACGGCGUACCGCACUUAUUUGCAUUAGGGCGCUCACAAAAAACGUAAGAGAAAAAUGUAAAACAAAAUGUGAAUGAAGCAAUAAUACAUUUAGAACACCUGAAGUACAUAUACAUGCGAGCGACCAAAUUUCUUCAGCACGCAAAGCUCAAUAAGCGCACUGCAACAAUGGGACACGUUGCAGUGAGUUCGAAUUUAUAAAAAUAUAAAUGAAUUUACAUAGAGGGUGUCCCAGCUAAGUUUGCCAAGCUGUUCAACAAAACAAAAGUACUUAGAAACGGUGCAAGAUAGAAUUUUAAGACCUAGGGUGAUACGUCGCCACACAUUUCACGACCGAACACCGUAGAUUCUAUAAUGGCAUCUUUCCCAUUUUAUUUUUAAAAACUUUUUUGUUGAACAGCUUGGCUAACGCUAGCUGGGACACACACACACAC